AGCAAAUACGGUUAGGCAAAAUAGUCUGUAAUUUAAUAUAUGUCGCCUAUGCGCUUAGUCUGUUUUAUACUGUAGCCUAUAAACACGUCUUUUCUUGGCGGAAGUAACCAUAUUUUUUCGAGAAUGUGUUUUUUCCCACCCACUUUCAAAAUUCGGCGCCCCAUUUUCAUUUUUGCGCCCCCCAAGAAUUGCCAGCUGGGGGGGCCGUGGCCCCCCGCCCCCCCCCCCUGCCAGCACGCCACUGCAAAGUUCUCAUCACCGACAUCACGUUGGCCAGUUUGGCAAUUGAUAAGAUAUCCUUUCUCCGCUCCUUCGAAUAUAGCCCAGCACUAAUGUCAAUGAGUAAUGUAAGUGCUCCUCGGCUCUUUAUUGGACUUAUUGAGGACUACACUUUUUCAUCGACUUUUUCGCCUCCCCUUGAACAAGUUAAUUAAGCAGGUAAUGCUUGACUGACCAAGCAGCAGAUUACUCUCCUAUUAUAGGCACAUAUGCUAUUUUUAAUUUCGCGGUCUUGUUUUUCAUACCUCAAUCUAUUUGUGGGACACUACGAUGUGCUGGCCGAAAUACGUAGUCAUAGAGUUUGAUAUGUCUGUGUUGGCUUCAAGCUAAUACAAUGCCAAUCUUGAUACUUUAGGCAGCACUAAUGGAGUAAUGUUGUUACACUCCAUAUUAAAUCCCGGACCCCGGUAAAACGUAAAACGGCCUUUUCUUUCCGCCCUCAUUUUGUCAUUUUAUUCACAACGGUAUUGUGUGUGAAGCAUGAGGAAAUAACCAAAUGAAAACGAGACUAUCGGGUUUAAUUAAUUAACACGGGGGCUGUAUACCCAGGAAAUGUGGGCUGUUUACCCAGGAAAUGUAAGGUAUUCGUGGAUGAACGCGCGCGUGGGAGCACGGACCAUAAUAUUCUGAUAUAAUAUGAAGUAUUUGAGAAAGCACGAUGCCACGUGUUCAUUUCACAAUAUGGCCGCGUUGAGAGAAGAUGGUAUUUUGUUGCGUUCGACAAACAGAGAUUUACUCUCUGCUAUUUUUAAAGAUACUAUUCCUGGUAAGCCGAAAAGCGUUUUUAUUUCGUUGAUACACUUUCUUGGAAUAAUAAAAUGUCACAGACUUUCAAAAAUACCAUGAAUUUUACUAAUUCGUGAAUGCGCAUAAUUUGACAUGUCGACAUGACUUUUGUGAUAGUUGAUACGUUGUACUAAAUUAUAAUAGUUUAUAAUGUGAAUGUUUCUUGCAGAUAAUUGGAAGGAAAAUCCAGAUUUUACCUACUACUUAUCAGAACUCAGCUCAUCAAAUAUUGACCGACUUGGUAAGUACUUUUCAUUGAUAAAAAAGUUAACAACGGCUAGCGGGCUAGCCACUGUUUAUACAGUAUGGCAACAAGAUGUGAGUUCCUGUGUGAUUAUUGACAAGCAGCCGAGCUGGCCAGGGUCUCCUACACUGGAGGUAUGCCAAAAUUUGCCCUUGAUCAUGCCAUUAUUUCAAAAAAAUUUACUUUGGGGGACUAAAUGCCUCAAUCAAUUCCAUGGGUGCCCAUCCCCCCCCCUGGCAUUUGUUGGGCAUUUUCAACUUUACUUGUUCCCAGGGUCGGGUUUUUGCUCUCUGCAGGUUAGCCCCGGGGUGGAUAAUUUGCUCGAGGCUAAAAAGUCGAGUAUUUGACGCUUGUUUUGCCAUUUAGACAUAUUUUAAUAUGCAUGUUACACAAGCGUGCAUAUUGCAUGGCGGACAUACCUACUUUGGACUUUUUUGUCCAUACUGUUGAUACAUUGCCUUACUUCUGCAGUUUGAUAUUGUUAUAUCAAGUUUUGAGACUUCAAUAUUUUAGUUAAAAACGUUUUGAAACGAAAUGGCUACAGAAUCGAUUUUAAAUGCAGAUAUAUUGAUAUGAGAUAGGGCCUGAAUUUCAUUUUUUGGUCCAGAAAUCCUCAGAAAACUUACAUUUUGUCCCCAAAGGUGGGGCAUUUGCAUCAAUGUAAGUCCCCAAGGGUGGGGAUUUUGUUGCAUAAUUUGGACCCCAUGGUGGGGCAUUUGCAACGUUGAAAAAUUUCGAACAUCAUACUUGUAUGGUCAUGGUCACAAGGCAGCCAUUCAUACAAAUAUUGUAUUGUAUGUAAAACGGUCUUUUUUUCUAUUUAAUAUACCAUAUGUUUAAUUUUAUGCUUGAUUUGUAAGUCACAGAACUAGGUUCAUCAAAGCACAAAAGAAAAGCCUGUGUUUUAUGGCAGAAAAGCCUGUGUUUUAUGGCAGAAAUGCCUGUUCUUUGUUGUAGCCUGCAAAAUGGUAUUAUAGAUUUAGGUCGGCACAACCUUGCUAACUAAACCUGUUUUGAAAAUCCUCUAGGCAUUUUUAUGUUUUCCUUGAAAACAGUUUUUACAUACACAUUUUCAAGGACAGUAUUUUUUUGUCAUGUUUUGGUCAUUAUCAGCAUGUUUAUGCGACUUGUCAGAAUACACUUCAUGAGUAUCAUCUUCAUUUACAAACCUAAUAUCUGAAAACAUGCAAACCUAGUGAGCAUGUGAAGAAAACAUGUUUGUAUCUUGACACAAACGUUCUUCAUCAAUUAUUUAGUACAUACUUCAGCCAAUCAAAAACGUUCUUAUAUCACAUAUAUAUUACAUACUGUAGUUGUUUUGCAGAUCUUGCACACACUGUUGUCCUAAUUAAGUCACAAAGGAGUUGAUAUUGUGUUUAGCUUAGAGUUCCUGUGAAUUGCAAUUUUAGCAAGUUAUACACAAACAGACCAUGCUAAAUGGAAAAUGGUAAAUGUUUGAAUGUCAACCCGGGGGAAACACUAAGAUGUUGACAUACAUGUAGUUUUAGUUUCUUUCUGCGAAUAAUAUGCUAACAUUUUAUGACAUUUAAUUCAAAUUAUUCAAUGCGACAUGGAUGUGAACAGAGUUUGCUUUUGGUCCAUCAUAACAAAUAAUCAUAAUUUGCAUAUAAGGUCAGCUUAGGUGGCUAUUAGCAUAUAUUCACUGACCCAACAAAUCUGAUUUUACAGUUUUACAAAAACAAAUUUGCAUAACUGAAUAUAAGCCCCUUUUCAUCCUUAGAUAUGCAGGUCAACUACUAGUAUAGAGGACACAUAUUGAUAAUAGCAGUAGCUGUACUGGAUUGUUCAUCUUGUGUAAAAGUUCUUAAAUAAUAUUACAAAACUACAAAGAGCUUAUUGUUUUGCUGUAGUUUCUGAACCUGAACGACUAUCAGAAGAAAGAUCUCAGUUGUUGGAACAGACACAAGAUCUUGCAUUUAAUAAUUAUAAAACCUUUAUUAAGACAGCUGAUUGUUCAAGAGAAAUUUUUCAAGAUGUAAGUACCGUACAAUUUUAUAUGUACCCAAGAUUCCACCCAUGCCCAUUUGAGUGAAUAAUAUGAUCUAGUUUUAGAUAGAUUUAACUGAAUGAUUCUUUUUGUUAGAGUUUAAUAAUACUAAGAGAUACAGUUAGAUGCAUGCAGCCUGAGCUUUACUUGGCUGGCUUUGGCAGGUUUGGUCAAUUUUGGGCUAGCAUUUGGUAUGUAUGUCACAGGCAAAAUGAGCAAAUGUGAGCAAGGUUUGAGUUAGAUACUCAGGGCUUUCCAACUCAGAAAAUUGCGCGCGCGGACAAUCGCGCGGGCAAAUCAAACUGCGCGCGCGAUUAUUAGUCGUUUAUUUUAUACGCAGAUUGACCUAGACAAAACAAUAACACAUCAAGCAGGUCAUGUCAAUGCAGUUUUACACAUAUGUUAGCAUGCAAAUAUUGACUUAAUAAAGUGGAAUGUGUAUAAUUCAACUUUUGAGAACGUUACAACAUAAGAAAUUGAAGGAAAAAGCACAAAUGCUCGUGAUAAAAUUUAUACAUCAUGAUUUCAAUGUUUCUGGAAGGAUACAUAUCAUCAAGCUUAGUUACUUACUGUACUUCUUGUUUGUACUUAAUUUAAACUUACUUUAAGGCUCUAUUAAUUAAUAGAAUUUCACUUAUGAAUAACUAUAAAUUAGUAUAAGUAAAGUUAUAAAAUUAGAAUCAGAUGAAAGUACGCGGCAAAAUUCCGGUUCAGAGUUUGCAAAUGACAGCUAUACAAUAGCAUUAGAGCUCUUUCAUUAAAAAAAAACUUUCAGCAUGUUUUGCUAUGUAAAUUGGAAGGUGCGAACCGCUAAAUUUGUAUUCUUGAAGAAAGUAUAAUGUCAAUCGUCACUAAUAACAAUAAAAAAACAAAUGUCAGAUCUAUUUAUAACUUUUAUCAAAAAGUUUUACUCUUCACUCGCAGGCUGCGUGCUUUCUAUUGCGAUGGCCUUCGCUCUCCAGAUGCCGAUUGACUGUGUGCUUGCUCACAAAGCUUGUUCCCUCAAUAUAUGAUUUGACGGACUUCUUAACAGGCUAUUUGCAGUUUGGAUGCUGAAAUAAAGCAUUUUCAUUGCGCUGACAAAAGUUUGCACUAAACAAAAUUAACACACACAUUGCCCAUCGUUGAUCGUCUUCUAGCCAAUAACACCAUUUUCCCCCACUUCAUAAAAGUUGCCAAGAUCCACUUUAUUGCCUUUGGUGGCCAUCUUCAAUUAUAAACACCCUAACUUUGAAAGAAUACCGAUAAUAUUGCGCUCUCUGUUAAAUAAUGUAAAGUUCUAAACUGUCAAAUGAAAUUUGGUUUUGUUACAUGAUAUCUUAAUUAAUUCACCGUGUGUCAACAUUGUAACGCGCGAUUAUCCUUAAAUCAAAUUUGUGUGCGCGAUAAAUCGCGCGCCCAGAUUCACGUGGGCGCGCGCUGGCGCGAUCGCGCGCCCCCAGAGGAAAGCCCUGGAUACUGUAGUUUAUGGACUCUUUACACUCCUGGGUAAAGUCAUCUGGUGUUAAACAGAUGUUUGUGAUGUUAUUAGAAGACUAGGUAUGGGUGGAGUCCAUCCCUGGUGGAGCUAACCCUGUCAAGCAUGUGUCUUGUUUACUCUGCAUUUGCCAGUCAUGCUUUUAUUUAAUGUUUAAUAUAAUUCAGAUACAGAAAUUGCCAUGCAGAAAAAAAUACAAUUUUUAAUUUGUAUUAUGUUCUAGUUUAUUCAUGUUGAAACUGAAGUUGACUCCUUAUUGAAUGCACUCCCAUCUUUUAUUGAGAAAUGUAAACAAUUCCAAGAAGCUGGACAAGAAAUCAAUUCACGGUAAGGUCACCUAAGUAGCAAUUAAAACUGUCUAUUUAGAAGCAACCUGUGUUUUUUCGAGAUGAAUUGUAUAAUCAUAUAAUUAACAAGUUUUUGGAAAACUAAAUCACUUUAAUAUGUAACUUUAACUCAACUGUCACUACUACAUAAUGUGGAGUUUGACUUUAUUUAAAAUUAAAACCUGUUAUGUUUUAGACGUUAUUCAAAUUCUAUGAUACUUGGUAGACACACCCAGUUGCUGGAAGUACUGGAAAUCCCACAGGUAUUUUAAUUAUUUCACUUGUUAACAGAAGUUUGCUUGAUGUUGGUUUUCUUGAAAAGAAGGCUGGAAAUUGUCAUUUUUUCAUAACAAGUCACCAGGCUGAAGUAGGUUAAAAGCAAUGUAGCAGUAGCCGUAAUUAUGUUCUGAUUAAAUAGAAGUAAAAAAAACGUGAAUGAUUAUUCAAACAUUCAUACAUUACAAAUUUCUUGCAACCUUAGUUGUACUGCUUCCAUAAAAUAACUGAAGUAUUGAAGAUAGAAUGAUAGAUUAAAGGCCAUGUUUCUCGAGGCAUUUUUUCGUACAAUGCAAUUUCAUGCACAGAUCUAUAUUAUGUACAUAUAUAGUUAUCAUUGCUGAACAUUGUCGGCAUGUCCCAAGCUGUAAAUAGAAAUUAAAAUAUCGGUGGGGUGAAACAGUGGCUAUAUGUAUCUGCAAUUGUGUGUGUAUAAUUUUAAUCAAAAUAAUUUCUCCCAAUAUAGUUGAUGGAUACAUGUGUAAGGAAUGGCUACUACGAAGAAGCUUUAGAACUAUCUACAUUUGUUAAACGACUAGAGAAGAGAUUUGCUAGCAUCACUGUCAUCAAGAACAUUAUUACUGCUGUAUAUAAUUCAAGUCAGCUCAUGCUUGUCCAGUUAUUACAACAGCUCAGAACUAACAUACAAUUGCCACAAUGUUUGCGGAUAAUUGGCUACUUGCGAAGGCUUGAUGUGUUUUCUGAAACUGAACUGAGAAUGAAAUUCUUACAAGCCAGAGAUACUUGGUUAUCUAGUGUUCUCUCCGCUAUACCCCACGACGAUCCAUAUCACCAUAUAAGUAAGACUAUUGAAGCUAGUCGUGUUCAUUUGUUCGACAUUAUUACUCAGUACAGAGCAAUUUUCUCUGAUGACGAUCCAAGUUUAUUUGGUGAUGACGAUGACAGUUCCUCCAACAGUGGCUUGUUUCAUGCCUGGAUUGUUCAAAAGGUAGCACUUCAUUAGAAACCUACAAGGCAAAUUACUUGAUCACAUGCAAUGGAAAUGUAUUGCAAGAUUGCUUAAUUAAACGAAAAUAUAAAUUCUAGCUGCACCAGUGCCGAAAAAUAUCCAAUAAAAUGUAAUACAGUAUAUUGUAAAACACCCAUUCUCCUGUUUUACAAUUACAGUGUGACGUCAAUCACGUCAUAUAGUUCCCUGGGAAGGUUUUGCCCUGGGGCCUGCACGAGCUCUCGGCAGCCUUGGAUGCCACGUUGUGUUUUCAACAAUAAAAGUUUACAUCAUGACAAGUUGCUAACUAUUUUCAGAUCUCUGCAUUUCUGUCCACUUUACGCGACGAUCUAAAGAGAGGCGUUGGAAACAGAUCGGAUUCAUUGCUAGGACAAUGCAUGUACUUUGGAUUAUCCUUCAGCAGAGUUGGAGCAGAUUUUCGAGGGCUACUUGCGCCUCUCUUUCAAGAAGCUGCUUUGUCUUCUUUCUCUUUUGCUAUGGACGCUGCUGCGCAGAGGUAAAAUUUAAUGUCCAUUAUGCCCUUGUCUUGCAGAUUUUUAGUUUGACUUCCACUCGUCAUGCCUCAUUUAUCAUUUAUUGAACUUUAACUGCAGUUAGCAAUUAAAAUAUUAAAUAAAUACGCAGUAAGGAGAGGCAUGCAACAGGCCCAAACAGGGCAAGCCUCCUGGAACCAUCAUCAAGACAAUAUUCUCUGUUUUAACAAUGAUAGACUAUAUUUGUAGAAAGUUUGGUGCGUAUACCUUUUUUGUACCGAAGAUUUCUUUUCAGGCUCUGAUAAGUCGAACAUGAAAUGAUUACGCGAAAAUGUCACCAUGUACAAAAGCUGCAUCAAAAUGCGCAGCAGAAUAGAAAACGCAUGCAAUGAAACGCUUGCAAGAAAACGCAUGCUUGCGAUUUUUGAAAAAGUCGUUUCAAAAAUCGUAAGAUGAAAUCAAUGCCCAGCAUAAUCCAGGUAAUUAAAUAAACCAUCACAAAAUGAAAUUUUAAAAUAUUUACUAAGUGUUUCGUCCAUGGCCUUUGGUCAAUAUCAGGACCAUUAACUGCAAACACACAAUCAACUAGCAAAAAUCAAUGUACUUCAUGUUUUCAGUAGUGAGUCCUUGCUUAUACUAAAGGUAAAAUGGACAGUUCUGUUGGGAGCCUCUGCAUGUGCCAUCAUAAAGUUCUGUUGUGAAUGGAACAAUUGUUUAUUUUAUCUAGUUUUAAAGCGACGAUGAAUGGCUACCAACUUGUUUCAGUUCCUCCCACUCUGACAUCAACCAUCUUGGCCUCGACACCAAGCAAGGUUAGAAUAUAUUCAUGUUUAAGGUGGCUCGAUACAGUUUUCAAAAAUUCAGGUGUUUAACACUUUGACAUGUUCAAACUACGCAUUUUUAGGAUUUAUUCAGCAGAUAUUGGGUUUUUUAUAUAUUUUGAUAACUCUACUUUCAAACGAUAUUAGUUUUAGUAACAGAUAGUUCGUUGCUAUGACGACAUACGUGUACGAAAUUCACUCCAAAAUGACCUUAUCGUCUCGUAUAGUUGGAAAAAAAGCAUGGUGACCCCCAAUUUUUUUUCGUGCAUUAUUUUACUUGGACGAAAAGCUAACAAUUAGCAAAAUAUAAAAAAAUUCUGUAAUGCCAUUUUUUUGGAAAAUGCGAAAAUGUCAUAUUCUUCGGUAAAUUUUUUUUGGCAUUACAGAAUUUUUUUAUUUUUUGUAUAAUGAAAGUUUUUAGCAGUGCAAUACAGCAUGCAAAAUUUCAACAUAGGUCACCAGACAAAAUAAAGAGAUAUAGCGCAUUGACAUAAAACGCUAUAGAACACGCGCAAUGGCGUGAUAUGGCGCGAGCAACUGCUCACGUCAAGUCAUUUUGGAAGUUCUUUCAUUUUGUUAAUCAGUUUCCGCGACCUGCGCGACUUGUGCGCGUAAAAAUGGUCACCCGGUUUUGAGUUCGCGAUUCUUGAGCAGAGUUUUUGUGAUAACUAUAUCGAGCCACCUUAAUCUGUAUUUAACAGUUGAUUUCUACAAAGUUUUAUGGGGUAUCAACGAUUGAAUACUUCUUCGUUUUUGCUGCCGAGGGCAGCGAGUGAGUAUAGCAACUCAUAUGGUGGAACUGUUAAUGUUGUUUUGGUACACAUUGUUGUGGUGCAAUGGCACCUAAUUUCUUGAGAUGUCCUUGAGAAAUUUUCGUAUAAUUUCGUAGAUGCAUACUUCGAACGAGACACCUCCAGUUGUACUGUUAGAGCAUCCUCCAUUGGCGACCUUUACCAAUGCUGUUCUGGCUGCAUUAAAUGAUCUUCGUCUUUGUGCACCACUUGGAAUUGCUCAUUCUGUGACAAAAUGUCUGCAAAAUUCGCUUGGCAUUGUUGUUGCCGAAACAACUUCGUUUUACCGGUAAGUUAAAUCUUGUUUAUUUGCUAAUUUAGUCUCGGGGCUGUCGAAUGUUGCUUUUUGAGGUUAGUGAUAUCUGCAUGUCUGUAGAUAUCUGUUUGCAGAAACGUUGAAACGAUUUUAAUAGAUUAUAUAUUUCUAACAUUAAUAGGAUAAUCUUGAACAGUCUGUCCUUCGUGUAGGUAGUGCCAUGCAAUAACAGGGUUCCUAGCGGUCUUUGAAAUCCUUGAAAGUCUUUAAAUUUGAAUGCAGGUCUUUAAAGUCUUUGAAUUGUGUGAAAAAGCGAAGAAAGUCUUUAAAUUCUUUAGUGAGUAUUUGAUUUACGGCACUAAUUACUUGGUAAAAAUGGUGCUUACACGCGCAAUGUUUCGACAGCUGAUUGCUCUCAAAAGUCUUUGAAAAUACGCAGAAAAAAUCUUAAAAGUCUUUGAACAUUUUUGGUCUUGGAGAGUGGACUACGAACCCUGAAUAAUAACAACAACUUCUGGUGAUAGGGAUGCAACUAUUGUACCUGAAGAAUACAAGGAGAACCUCGACGAAGGGCCUUCGCUCGGAACGUCGAAGUUCGCCUUGUAUUUUUCAGGUACUUACAUCCUUAUCAACCGCCGAAGUUUCGAAGUUGAUUGUACUGAUAAGUUGAAAGGAGUAUAAUUGUUUUAAUUGUACCGUAUUCCCUAGUGAAUAAAAGGGGACCGUAGAAAUAAAGUAAAUAAUACGACGGGUUUAUUGUAAGUUUGGUAUUGGAGGCUGAUCUCGUCUGUCUUUGUUUUGUUGUAUAGCACGGAAUGUACUACCUUGAACCACGAAGAGAAAGAACUAUUUCAUAAGUUUUGUGUUGUCUUGGCCAAAGAACUUGUACCCUAUUUAAAUAAAUGCGUUCAAAUUCUAUUUUCAUCAAAAUCAAUGGGAAUUACCAAGAGUGCGUCUUCCAUUAUUUCUUUGGAUAUUGACAAGCUUACUAAUCCUUUGUUGCCAAUGAUGCCAGUCAAUGUGGUGGAACCCACUGUAGACACUGAACAUCACCAUAAUGUUGAUGCCUUGACAGACAGCAAUACUGAAAAUAACCCAGUCUCGAUUACUCAGUCGGAUUCUGAUGAUCGAUUGGCUGGCAUAGAAGAAAACGCAGCAAUUGAAUCAGAAAACAACGAAUCAAGUUCUCAAGACGAACGACAAAGCACUGAUGAUAUUUCCUCUUCAGAACACUCGGAAAUUCCAAUAAACGUUCCAAGCUAACAAAUCCAGGAGUACAACAAGUAAGAGUUUUCCAUGUUUUAAAGGGUCUUUGAUUCUGUUAAGCAGGGGGAUUCAUCUUAUAUAUAUAUAUAUAUAUAUAUAUAUAUAUAUAUAUAUAUAUAUAUAUAUAUAUAUAUAUAUAUAUAUGCAUCGCUUAAAUAUUCGUCCACCACUAUCUAUUUUAUCACUGUAACUACUUAAACCUACAAUUUGCUUGCCAAAAAAUAUUAUAUUAAGAUAUCUUGAUUUCGAUUUAAAAUGCGAAAAGAUGAAAAAAUGAAAAGAAGAAGAUAUGAAAAGAUGCGAAAAUCAUAUGAAUUUCCCAGUUUGCCAGGAUCAAAUAACCGGCCGUAUAUCGAUAAGAAUUAUCGUAUAACACAGCAAACAGGCAAAUUUCAAUAUUUAUCAAAUGCAAGUUGCUAUGGGAUCCGGUCAAAAAUUACGUGCUAUACUGUAUCAUCUUUAAUCACUGCCUAGGCCUCCUGAA
Molecule: messenger RNA, 10457 nt
Organism: Paramuricea clavata
Lineage: Eukaryota; Metazoa; Cnidaria; Anthozoa; Malacalcyonacea; Plexauridae
Source: the annotation of a GenBank genome assembly